GUACGAGUUGUGUCAGUUAAAUGCUUCACAUGACGACCGCAGAGCCUGCCAGCCUGGAGACCCUGUGUGUGCUGUACCAGAGCGAUGACUACAUCGUGGUGGACAAGCACUGGGACAUCCGCAUUGACAGCAAGAUGUGGUAUGAGAAACACACAGUGCAGGCGCAGCUCCGGCACCGCUUCCCUCAGCUGGCAGACCCUAGCACCUACUAUGGAUUUAGGUUCUGUCAUCAGUUGGAUUUCUCCACAAGUGGGGCUCUUUGUGUUGCCCUCAAUAAGGCUGCUGCCGGCCGGGCUUACCGCUGCUUCAAGGACCGUACCGUGACCAAGGCCUACCUCGCCCUGGUACGUGGCUGGGUAGAAGAAGAGACACAAACUUUGGACUUCUCCAUCGGCAAGAACUCCUCAGAGGGAAAAACACACAUGAUGUGUAUUGAGGGAACAGAAGGUUGUGAGAACCCCAAGCCUUGCCAAACUGAGCUGACGGUGUUGGAGUAUGGGUUGUAUGAUAGAGACCCUGUCACCAAGGUGCUACUGAAGCCACUCACUGGACGAACCCACCAGUUAAGGGUGCACUGCAGCGCAAUAGGCCACCCCAUCGUUGGGGACUUCACGUACAGCUCGGGAGUGGAUGAUGCCCCCUACCGCAUGAUGCUGCAUGCUCACCUCCUCCAUAUUCCCCUGGAACCUCAGCCCCUGCUCGUCUCUGCUGGAGACCCCUUUGUCCCCACGGAGGAUCCCAAGUGGCUCCCGCAGCGCUCCUUAAGACCACUGACAGCCACUGUGGAGGCCCUCCUGGAGCACGAGGUGGAGAAGGGCCGGAAGAUCAGAGAGGAGGAGAGAGAGAGGGCGAGAAAGAAGGAGGAGAGGAGGAAAGGAAGCAGGGAACAGAGCACUCAGGAGGAGAGUGAGGAGCAGAGGAGGGAGUGUCAAGAGUGGCUGAGUGAAUGGGCUGGAGACUGAUGGAGUUUUUUUGUAUAAUUAUUUAUUUUAAUUUAUUUUAGCUGUUUACUUAUGAAGACCAUGUUGAGCAUGCAUGCUCUAUCUCAUUGACCACCUGCCUUGUAUUAAAAGGGUAUACACAGACAUGAACCUUAGUUCCUUCACAAGCCAGUUACAUGCCAGUUACGUUACAAAAGAAGUGUGUGUGAGUAUGUAAAUUACUGCUCUCGUAAACAAUUCAUAGCUGCUCGCUAUAACCAGUCCUUUACAAUGAGCCGCUGAGCGACUUUUACUGCAGUAGCUGAGAAAUAAGUGCCUUGCUCAAGUUCAUGUUCAUAAGUGAGGGAUUCAUGCCAUUCAUUAUUUUAAUACAUAUCCACCGUAAUAAGAGUAACUAUUUAAUUGGGGAUUUUUGUCACAAGUUUAUGCCAGAUAUUGUCAGAUGAAAUAAACCUGGUAGGGGGGCCUGAAAAGGAGCAGUUGUUCUGAAUUUGUCCAGGAAAUGCUGGUUAAGUCCAAGUGUGUUGUCACAUAUGCUGCGUGGCUGUAACAUACAUGGAAUCCUAUGUAAGAUCAUAUAGCCUGUAUGUUUCUUUGCAUUUUGACAUACAGUCACUGUAUUCAACCCCCUUCCUUGUUUUUUUUAUGUCUGAUUGUUUUACAAUGUUGAAUCUCACUGUUUAACGAAAAAGCUUUUGUCAAUGUAAAAAUGUAUCUUCGUUCAAUAAUAACAUAAAAAGCUGAAUAAAUGGUUGAACUAA
Messenger RNA from Micropterus dolomieu (smallmouth bass), 1702 nucleotides. RefSeq names its product RNA pseudouridylate synthase domain-containing protein 1-like. Gene Ontology annotation, molecular function: RNA binding; pseudouridine synthase activity. The coding region runs from base 21 to 962 and encodes 313 amino acids. NCBI's taxonomy places the organism in Eukaryota, Metazoa, Chordata, Actinopteri, Centrarchiformes, Centrarchidae. Gene Ontology annotation, biological process: pseudouridine synthesis. The record is from RefSeq and is a predicted model, not a curated record. The transcript is spliced from 6 exons.